AUGAGUUGCCAGAUCUCCUGCAAGUCCCGAAGAGGAGGAGGAGGAGGUGGAGGAGGCGGUGGAUUUAGGGGCUUCAGUAGUGGUUCGGCUGUGGUCUCUGGAGGGAGCCGGAGAUCGACUACCAGCUUCUCCUGCCUGAGCCGCCACGGUGGUGGUGGUGGCAGAGGAGGCUCUUGUGGAGGUGGUUUUGGCAGUCAGAGUCUUGUUGGCCUUGGAGGCUACAAGAGUAUCUCUAGUAGUGUGGCUGGCGGCGGCGGUGGCUUUGGCGGCAGAAGCUAUGGUGGCUUCGGAGGUGGCAGCAGCUUCGGAGGCAGCGGUGGCUUCGGAGGUGGCUCUGGCUUCGGAGGAGGGCGAGGAUUUGGAGGUGGCAGUGGCUUCGGAGGUGGCUCUGGCUUCGGAGGAGGAGGCCGAGGAUUUGGAGGUGGCAGCGGAGUUGGUGGAUUUGGCGGCGGCGGCUUUGGCGGCGGCGGCUUUGGCGGAGGCCGAUUUGGAGGUGGCCCUGGAGGUUUUGGGGGCCCUGGAGGAUUUCCCGGUGGAGGCAUCCAUGAAGUGUCUGUCAAUCAGAGCCUCUUGCAGCCUCUUGAUAUUAAAGUAGACCCAGAGAUUCAGAACGUGAAGUCUGAGGAGCGGGAGCAGAUCAAGUCCCUCAACAACAAAUUUGCCUCUUUCAUUGACAAGGUGCGCUUCCUGGAGCAGCAGAACCAGGUGCUGCAGACCAAAUGGGAGCUCCUGCAGCAGCUGGACGUAGGCACCCGCACCACCAACCUGGACCCCAUCUUCCAGGCCUACAUUAGCAUGCUCAAGAAACGCGUGGACAGCCUUUCUGCAGAAAGGACCUCACAGGAUUCAGAGCUGAACAACAUGCAGGAUCUUGUGGAAGACUUUAAGAAGAAGUAUGAGGAUGAGAUCAACAAGCGCACGUCUGCAGAGAAUGAUUUUGUGACCAUUAAAAAGGAUGUGGACAGUUCCUACAUUGACAAGACAGAGCUGCAGGCCAGGGCAGACCUACUGACACAGGAAGUUGAUUUCCUGAGAACACUCUAUGACGCGGAACUGGCCCAGCUGCAGCAGAAUGUCACCGACACCAACGUCAUCUUGUCCAUGGACAACAACCGGAACCUUGACCUGGACAGCAUCAUUGCUGAGGUUCAAAAUCAGUACGAGAUGAUCGCCCACAAGAGCAAGACUGAAUCAGAGGAGCUGUACCACAGCAAGUAUGAAGAACUCCAGGUUACCGCUGUGAGACAUGGGGACAGCUUGAAAGAGAUCAAGAUGGAGAUCAGCGAGUUGAACCGCACAAUCCAGAGGCUGCAAGGGGAGAUAUCACAUGUGAAGAAGCAGUGUAAGGGUGUACAAGACUCCAUUGCAGAUGCAGAGCAGCGUGGAGAGCAUGCCAUUAAAGAUGCCAGGGGCAAGCUCACUGACCUGGAGGAGGCCCUGCAGCAGGCCCGAGAGAACCUGGCCCGGCUCCUGCGGGACUACCAGGAGCUCAUGAACACCAAGCUGGCCCUGGACGUGGAGAUCGCCACCUACCGCAAGCUGCUGGAGGGCGAGGAGUGCAGGAUGUCUGGAGACUUCAGUGAUAAUGUGUCUGUGUCCGUGACAAGCAGCACCAUUUCCUCAUCUGUGGCAUCUAAGGCUGGCUUUGGCUCUGGAGGUCAAAGUUCAGGAGGAAGAGGAUCUUAUGGAGGACAAGGAGGAGGAAGAAGCACCUAUGGUUCUGGAGGCAGAAGCUCCGGAGGAGGUGGAUACAGCUCUGGAGGAGGCUCCAGGGGAGGAUCUGGAGGAGGAGGAUUGAGCUCUGGAGGAGGCUCUAGAGGAGGCUCCAGCUCUGGAGGAGGAGGAUACAGUUCUGGAGGAGGCUCCAGGGGAGGAUCUGGAGGAGGCGGAUUGAGCUCUGGAGGAGGCUCCAGGGGAGGCUCCAGCUCUGGAGGAGGAUACAGCUCUGGAGGAGGCUCCAGGGGAGGAUCUGGAGGAGGAUACAGCUCUGGAGGAGGCUCUAGGGGAGGAUCUGGAGGAGGAGGAUUGAGCUCUGGAGGAGGCUCUAGAGGAGGCUCCAGCUCUGGAGGGGCAGUGUCUGGCUCUGAGAGGGGCGGUUCUGGAUCAGGAGAAGGUUGUGGCUCCGGCGUGACCUUUUCCUUUAGAUAG
Apodemus sylvaticus (European woodmouse) is the source of this 2148-nucleotide messenger RNA. RefSeq names its product keratin 2 (gene Krt2). Lineage: Eukaryota; Metazoa; Chordata; Mammalia; Rodentia; Muridae. Gene Ontology annotation, cellular component: keratin filament. Gene Ontology annotation, biological process: intermediate filament organization; keratinization. The coding region runs from base 1 to 2148 and encodes 715 amino acids. Gene Ontology annotation, molecular function: structural constituent of skin epidermis. The record is from RefSeq and is a predicted model, not a curated record. The transcript has 9 exons.